Ctenocephalides felis (cat flea) is the source of this 315-nucleotide messenger RNA. Its product is annotated as histone H1-like. Gene Ontology annotation, molecular function: structural constituent of chromatin; double-stranded DNA binding; nucleosomal DNA binding. Gene Ontology annotation, cellular component: nucleosome; nucleus. Gene Ontology annotation, biological process: negative regulation of DNA recombination; chromosome condensation; nucleosome assembly. The record is from RefSeq and is a predicted model, not a curated record. The transcript is spliced from 2 exons. NCBI's taxonomy places the organism in Eukaryota, Metazoa, Arthropoda, Insecta, Siphonaptera, Pulicidae. The coding region runs from base 1 to 315 and encodes 104 amino acids.
AUGUCAGAUAACGCUUUAUCCGCGUCGCCGGUGGGAACCGCUGCGCCAGCUACAGCAUCGUCGAGUGAAGCCGUCCCAUCGAAGAAAAAGCGAGUGAGGGCGCCCUAUCCUCCCAUAUACGUAAUGGUCAACGACGCCAUAGCAAGCCUGAAAAAACGCGGAGGAUCGUCGCUGCAGGCGAUCAAGAAAUAUAUGUCGGCCAAUUAUAAAAUCGACGCCGAGAAAAAAUCAACAUACAUCAGAAAGUAUUUAAUGUCGGCAGUUGAAAUGGGAACACUCAUUCAUACGAGAGGCAACGGUGCUUCGGGAUUAUGA